CCCCUGCACCGGACGGGUGUAUUAUAGAUGCGCAUGCAAGCAGCCGGGCGGCGGGGGCCACUGGACGGGUGCAAUGUGACGGGGUCGGGGAGAGACACUGGGACACAGCCUAAACCGCGCGGUGAGGGAGGGUUUAACCAUUAACCACCAUUAACCAUUAAGGGAGCUGUGCGGAGCCGGUACCGUACAUAAGGCGUGCGCACCGGCGUCCACGCCUCAGCCUGAGCGCGUUAGCAGGAGGCGGAGGAUGCACGCAGCCGGCCACACGGAUCCCAUGCGCUGUUACUGACCAUCACUCCGGUUUGUCCGCUUCUCCUCUCCGGACCGCUGACACUUAGAAGGUGACUGCCCACUCUGUUUGGAGGUACUUUUCCGCAGUCGGUAAUUCAAUCCUCAAACUGCAGACCCUUAAAUAUCUCCCCUGAAAACCGGCCAGCAACCACGUGGUGUAAGGUGAGACAUUCCCAACCCGGUACACCACACCAGUCUCACAUGGACAGUGGAGUAGGAGCAUGACCAGUCUGCCGCUGCAAUCUGGCCACUUUAGACCUCUGAUUUCAUUUUUAUUUUAGCCUAUACUGAACUUCAAAGGACGGUUUACAAGUGAGGGCAGGGGAUUGCUGUGGUGAGUCCCCAAGCCUCUUGUUUUCCUUUCCCUUCUGUUUUGAACCAGUAUGCUUUCUUCUUUUUUUGCCGGCCUAUCCUGAGCACCUUGCAGUGAAUGGAGAACAUACUGGUUCUGCUCCCGAAGCACCGACAGGAACACGGGCUCUGCAGACGCACAGCUGCAUGUGCCUUGCUGCAGGUUUUUUCCUACAGAGCAGUUUUCUCCAGGUCUUUAAUACCGACACCCACUCCCUGUAAGCCUCUUUAAUGGGAUAAAUCAAUUGGACUGAUCAGGUUCAAAACCAGAUCAGGUGGCCAAUUCCAUUCUGACUUCCCCAAAACUGUUAGGCCGAGGCAACCUGACCUUUUCUUGUCAAGCUCACUGUCUUCCAAAGGCUUCCGCAUGGUACUUUGGUCGAAAGAACAAGACAAACUCCCCGACAUCGACAUGUCCUCCGGGGCCAUUGAGAUGAAGAAGGAGGGAGGCCCCCUGACCCCGGCCUUCCUCAACUCCAACUGCUCCACCCACCCGGUGAUCCUCACCAAGGGCCCUGAGGAGGUGAGCCCAGGGACCGGGGGCGAAUUCGAGCUCACAGAGGUCACAUCUUUCACCGAGAGAGCCGGUGAGACUGGGGAGGAUGAGGAGAGGUCGGAGAUUGUGGUGGCAAUGGACUGCCGUGCCAACGCCAAAGGUCAGCGGGAGGAGGAUGCUCUCCUGGAGAACGCAAGCCAGAGCAACGAGAGCGACGACACCAGCACCGACCAGAGCCCAGAGCCACCGGCACCCCUCAAGGAGACCUCCUUCUCCAUUGGCCUGCAGGUGGUCUUCCCCUUCCUGCUGGCCGGGUUCGGGACAGUGGCAGCGGGAAUGGUGCUAGACAUUGUCCAGCACUGGACGGUGUUUACGGAGGUGUCAGAGGUGUUCAUCCUGGUUCCAGCACUGCUGGGGCUCAAAGGCAACCUGGAGAUGACGCUGGCCUCAAGACUUUCCACAGCGGCUAAUAUUGGUCAGAUGGACACAGCCAAGGACAUGUGGAAGAUGAUCAUGGGGAACUUGGCCCUCAUCCAGGUCCAGGCCACCGUGGUGGGGUUCCUGGCCUCCAUAGCUGCUGUCAUCUUCGGCUGGAUCCCAGAGGGACAAUUCAGGCUGGGCCACGCAGUGCUGCUGUGUGCCUCCAGUGUGGCUACGGCCUUCAUUGCCUCGCUGCUGCUAGGGCUCAUCAUGAUCGGCGUGAUCAUCGCGUCCAGGAAAGUCGGCAUCAACCCGGACAAUGUGGCCACGCCCAUCGCUGCUAGCCUGGGAGACCUGAUCACCCUGUCCCUGCUGGCAGGCGUCUCAACAGGACUGUACAAGGAACUAGAGUUCAAUGACUACGCCAACCCGCUGGUGUGUGCGGUGUUUGUGGCGUUGUGUCCCCUAUGGGUGCUGAUAGCCAGGAGGAUCCCCUCCACCAGAGAGCUUCUCUACUCCGGCUGGGAGCCGGUCAUCAUCGCCAUGGCCAUCAGCAGUGUUGGUGGUCUGAUCCUCGACAAGACUGUCACCAACCCAAACUUUGCUGGCAUGGCUGUCUUCACCCCGGUCAUCAACGGUGUGGGUGGUAACCUGGUCGCGGUUCAGGCCAGUCGAAUCUCCACCUAUCUGCACAUGAACGGUCUACCCAUGGGGGAUCCAAACCCCGUCCCCAGGAAGUGCCCCACACCCUGCACCUCCUUCUUCGGCUCCUCUGUAAACUCUCGUUCGGCCCGUGUGCUCUUCCUACUGGUUGCCCCGGGUCACCUGGUCUUCCUCUACACCAUCAACUCCCUGAGGGGGGGGCACACCACCCUGACACCCGUUUUCAUUACCUUCUACCUGGCUGCUGCACUACUACAGGUGAUAAUCCUUCUCUACCUGGCAGACUGGAUGGUCCACUGGAUGUGGGGCCGAGGCAUGGACCCCGACAACUUCUCCAUCCCCUAUCUGACUGCUCUGGGUGACUUGCUGGGGACCGGCUUCCUCGCCCUCUGCUUCCACAUGCGCUGGUUCAUCGGGGACAGAGACAGUAACGCGGGCAACUGAAUUAACACAACAGACAUACACACCCACACACACACACACAAAAAAAUAAAUUCACACAAGGCAAGCUUGCACGCAUGGACAGUGUCGAGUAUCACCGGUAUGCCUGAACACUAUCUGGAAGUGGACAUCGUCUACAAUAAAAGGGCUAAUCUCCUGUAGGGCUCUGACUGAUGGUGCAGUGCACUCGCAGGGCGGUAACGUUUCAUCAUCAGGAUAUCAGGACACUGAUGCACCACAGCAGCAGCCCAGAAUACUGGACAGUAUCUGUGUUUCACCUAAGAAACACGCAUAUCUCCACCUCAACCACCUGAUGGAUCCUGACCCACAGACUACACCGAUCCUUUAUUUUACUUAAUAACUUUUGCUAUUAUGAAACUAUUGACAGUGAUUGUUGGUAGAUAAUGCUUUUGAUAUGAAUUGAUAUCUCUUCGGGGUCAGUCCUCAUUAUUUUCGAUGGGGACGUUGAGCCCUCCCAUUUUUCUAAGUAUCAAGUUUGAACACUUGAGACCAAGACGACAAAAGACAGCAAAAAAUCGAUCCAAACAAGCCUAGAAUGCUUAAUCACCAAGUGCUAUGUCAUAUAUCCAGAAUGAAUAUCAUAUGAAAUCUAAUGUGUCUCAUUUCUGAUUUAGUAGAGUGCAUAGGGCUAGCAGUUCUCUCUGUUUUACUUUGGCCUUGUGACAGUAGGGAACAGGGUUCGGGGGAGUUUUACCACAGGGGACUGGACCACAAACGUAACAAGCUAAAUCCCUUUUGGCAUCACUCCCAUCAGUGGAUGGCUUAAUUUGAGUCAGAACAAGGACCAGGAGUGUAAUACCUGCGCUCACUUCCCCUCAAUUCUGGGCUUGAGAAUAAGGGAUAUCAGAUUUGCCUCUGAUUGGAGUCAAGAAUCGCCUAAUGAAUGCCAAUUUAAAACGAGGUGUGCUCUUUCACACAAUAGUCUAUAUUUUAUUCCUCCUUUACUUGCUUUUUUUGGCCAAAUCCUCUAGAAAUCAUUAUUAUGCAAGAGUCUUUAAGCAAACACACAGAAACAGUGGAAAAUAGUAAGUGGAAAAUGUCAUAACUGUCAGUUAGGAAUGUGUCACACACCUCACUGUUCGUUGCAGCUCACGAUAGGGUUUUUCCAUGGAUGCCAAGAGGUUAGAGAGGUCUUAUUUUGCCGCAAGCUGUUCCAGGUGAGAAUAGCACCAGUCCCCCCUGUCUGAAACCAUCUGCCAACUCUCUACUGGAGCAGGCUAGUUGUUGUUAUUGUUGUUGUGUUGCCCAAGCCAGGCUUACAGUAAGUGACAAGAGGCUCAACAUGCUGCAACGCACUGGAAACAACUAGCAGAGUACACAGUGUGAAAGUGCGCUAGGUUGCUUUAGCCAGGAUGUGCUCGCUCGGUUUCAGCUACCACAGUCCGACACCAGAUGAAAGGUACUGAUUGCUGAUGUUUUGUGUGGGUAUUUGAUAUCUUUAGAUCUUUCAUUUGACCCUUUUGAUUCCCAGAAUGCAAUUUUGACCACGUUGGAGCGUUGAAUCAAUGAAAGACCAAUGAGUUUUAACAGUUAGCGUUUAGUUAGGUUUUUUCAAACUCUGUAGAGUGGGUUGUAGUAAAAUUUUAGAAUUUUUUCCAGAAAAUUAAAUUUUUUUCUCUUGUCACACAUAAAAAUGAUAGGAUGACUAAUAAUAAUCUCUCUGGUCGGGGGAGAACCUGACCUUUUGAUAAGUAAAUGACUGGACGAUGUUUAAUCAAAGGGCAAAAUCUUAGCCACAUGUCGGUUUAACCUUAGUGCGUACACACACACACACACACAUACACACACCAGCCACCCGCCACCAGACUUAGAGACUCAGCUGACCUGAGUUGACUCUCUUUUUGAGGGCUUACAGGUGAGGAGCAGGUAAAAAGGAAGUGGUGAGCCAUUUUGACAGACUGUACCGAGUACAGACGUCGGCCCAGAGGCAGUGAAUUUAGGAGAAACUUGCAUGUGAUGCUUGACUUAUCUGGCGCUUGUCAGACUUCUGUGCUGUUUCGAAGGGGCCAGCAGAAUGCAUGUGCAGGGCACAUAGUGUGAAUGUGCAAAAAACUUGAUUAUUUUAACUGUUAAUGAUUUUCUUUUUUUGUUGGUCUGACUGAUUUUUUUUUUUUAAAUGUGUCGCUUAUGUUAAAAUUGUGAUUUCUCUUUUCUAUUCCUUUCCUCCUCUCCCUAAUCUUUUUAACUCCUCGCGAUUAUUGUUUUGUGUCACGAAUCUCGUCAAACAAACAACCACUGUAAUGAUGAAGAAGCAACUUCUCCCCGCUGGUCAAAUGCACAAAGUACUGUAAUCUGCAAAACGGACACCAGAGGGCACCGCAGGGAUCCUCUUAACUGUACAGCUUCUCAGUGCGUCUCUGUGUCCUCUGGAUUCAAACCCACACACACGUCCACCCGCAGUGACAUUUAUUUUGUCUUCUUAUCUACCGUGUUUUGACUUGUUUGUGGAAGUUGCAUCCUUCUGUCUGUUCACCUUCAGUCUGCAUCCUCCACUCUCUUACUGAGCAGGUGCCAGCGUUCUGCCUCUGUGUCAAUGGAAAGUUGUGAAUACUUCUGUAAGGGGGCAAGUAAUGCUUUGUCUAUUUAUUUUUAGAAGCACACAAAGCAAAUUGUACAUACUAUAUUUAUUCUAUAUAUGAGGUUGUUUAUUUUGUCAUUUCAUUUUGGCUCCGUUUCGUUGUCACCAUGUUGAUGUCAUUUUUCUCCUCUCUUUUAUGUUUUUUUUUUUCUUUCUUCUCUUUGCAAAAGGCCAGUAGAGCUUUUUGGUGCAUGCCGCAAUAGAAUGGCGGUGAGGCUAAUGAAUAGCACAGUGCCUAAUACCAGUCUUUACACACCUCACACAUACGCGCACACACCCCGUGUCCCACACAGGGAGAGCAUACUUAUAAGACAUAGAAUGGCCUUAACCUAUCAGAGCCAAGCUCAACUCAGAGUAACCAAUCAGGAGCUAGGUUCGCCACAGAGUAGCAUCUCUUUAAUUUGCUUUGAUUAAUAAAAGAUGUACAGUAAGUUGAUUAUGUUGUGUAAUGUAAUAAUGACUUUAUAUGAUGCAGCAGUGGAGAGGAGAGAGGUUUUUGGUCACGUGAAUCUGCAAAAAAUGAGGACUCGGAGGCUGAAGAGCCCCCACUAGGCGGGUUGUGCAGGGCAUCUAAAAAGUCUGGAAUCAAGUUAAGCACCGACAGAAGUAAGAUUUGAACCCACAAACAAAUAAAAAGUACACAAUGCUGCUUCUCCUUAUGAUUCCAGAUGUUUCAUGCCUGUAUAAAAUACCCAGCCUUUUAAACCCUUCAUCCACCUACUGCCUUGUUAACCUCAGUGCUUCAAACCCUCGAGCCCCUGAACUCACAGCGAGCCGCACUGAUCCUCAGGCUGCCAGCGUCCACAUUAAGACGGAGCCUUUAAGCACCUGUCCCAGUCAGCUCCGCUGCCUCUGAAAAACUGAUGUAAAACAUGAACAGUCCUACUGGGGCAGAGGUCUUUGCGUUCUCUGUGCGUUCUUCUUGUUAAAGCCCUCCCUCUGUGAGGCUGGCGGAAGGCUCUCUCCCUGCAGGACUGUAAAUUGCUGGAAAUAAAGGACUAUAUUAUUUCAUACCA
This is a messenger RNA of Morone saxatilis (striped sea-bass), 6277 nucleotides long. RefSeq names its product solute carrier family 41 member 1 (gene slc41a1). The record is from RefSeq and is a predicted model, not a curated record. Bases 1010 to 2665 code for a protein of 551 amino acids. The transcript is spliced from 11 exons. Gene Ontology annotation, molecular function: monoatomic cation transmembrane transporter activity. Gene Ontology annotation, biological process: monoatomic cation transport. Lineage: Eukaryota; Metazoa; Chordata; Actinopteri; Moronidae. Gene Ontology annotation, cellular component: plasma membrane.